Messenger RNA from Vicia faba (fava bean), 1569 nucleotides. Lineage: Eukaryota; Viridiplantae; Streptophyta; Magnoliopsida; Fabales; Fabaceae. The record is from the annotation of a GenBank genome assembly.
AUGGCUUUAAAGCUUCCAGAUGUGUCAAACCUUAAAUCGCUCAUAGUUCUGUGCAAUGAGGACGGUGAAGCAAAUUUUUUUGACAAUAUAGUCGAUCCAGUGAUCCGUAAGAGAGUGAAGGCAUUGUCGCUAUUUAGAAAUGUAAUCAGUACAAACAAAUUAUCAGAGUUUAUCACUGAAAAAGUGUUCAUGCGUCUCUUCUUCAACAUGUUGUUUGAUGAGAAAGAAGGACAGGUUGACCAUAUGAAAACUGCAUGCAUCGAGACCAUUGCUUUUGUAGCUGAACCUAAGAAAGCUUUGGUUGGUGUUUCUGACAAGGGGAUAAGUGACAUUGUUUCUUCAGUUAAUUUAGGAAACUUUGGUGCAUCUGCUGUGAACACAGAUAUACAGACGUGCCUCUAUAAAGUUGUGCUUCCUAAAAUACAAAAGCUGAUGGAUUCUGAUUCAGAAAAGGUCAAUGUAAAUAUCAGUCUUGCUGCAUUGAAACUACUUAAGUUACUUCCAGGUGAUGUGAUGGACACAUAUCUUCCAACUAUCAUUCAUCGAAUUUCAAACUUCUUAAAGAGUCGUCUAGAAAGCAUUCGUGAUGAAGCUAGGUCUGCAUUGGCUACUUGUUUAAAAGAGCUUGGAUUGGAAUACUUGCAAUUCAUUAUUAAGGUUUUGCGAUCUACCCUAAAGCGAGGAUAUGAACUUCAUGUCCUAGGAUACACACUGAAUUUUAUUUUGUCCAAGUGUCUCGCAAGUGCAGUUUGUGGAAAGAUAGAUUACUAUUUGGGGGAUCUCCUUUCUAUCAUAGAGAAUGACAUUUUUGGAGUUGUUGCAGAGCAGAAGGAGGUGGAAAAGAUAGCUUCAAAAAUGAAAGAAACAAAGAAGAAAAAGUCAUUUGAGAGCUUGAAAUUGGUGGCCCAAAACGUAACAUUCAAAAACAAUGCUCUAAAGCUGCUUGCACCAGUGACUACUCAUUUGAAAAAACAUGUCACGCAAAAUGUGAAAGGAAGAUUGGAAAAUAUGUUGCAUAGUAUAGCUGCUGAAAUCAUGUCAAAAGUACAAAAUGAACUCGAACAAGUUGUUGGCAAAGGUAUUCCAGUCGAAGAAACAGACAUAGCCAAAUUACCAUACAUGCAAGCAGUUAUAAAAGAGACGUUUCGUGUACAUCCACCAGUUCCGUUAUUACUACCUCGCAAAGCAGAAACAGAUGUUGAAAUUGGUGACUACAUUAUUCCAAAAGAUGCACAAGUUUUGGUUAAUGCUUGGGUUAUUGGCAGAGAUCCAAGUAAAUGGGAGAAUCCUAAUGCUUUUGUGCCGGAGAGAUUUUUCAAUAGUGAGAUUGAUUUUAAAGGACAUCAUUUUGAGCUUAUUCCAUUUGGGUCUGGUAGAAGAAUUUGUCCUGGUUUGCCUUUGGCUAUUAGAAUGUUGCCUUUGAUGUUGGGAUCUUUGGUUAAUUGCUUUGAUUGGAGACUUGAAGAUGGAUUGAAUGUCGAUGAUUUGAAUAAGGAAGAUGAGUAUGGGAUUACCUUGGAAAAAUCUCAACCUGUGAGAAUUGUUCCAAUCAAAUUGACUAAGCAAUAA